AACAAACUACCGAUUAUGAUGAGGAGAAGACGCAUUUUCCUGAUGGGAAGCAAAGCCUAAAGGCUAACCGAAAUGGAGAUGAUGACGAUGAUGGUAUCAACCAAACCCCAACUCACACCUUCCCUCCUCCCCCUCACCAUUCAACAACUCCAACAUCACCCUCACUCCACACUCAAAUUCAACCCAACCCCACUUCAAACACCACCCACUUCGCCCUCACAACAUGACCUCUCUACCCUUGAACAAACCAAGCAAAUCCAUGCCCACAUCAUCAAAACCCACUUUCAUCAUGCCCUGCAGAUCCCUCUCAAUGACUUUCCAUCUGGGUUGAGCCCUUCAGCCCAAUGGAAUUUCGUAAUCACCUCUUAUACUAAAAGGAAUCAGCCCAGGAAUGCACUUAACGUGUAUGCCCAAUUGCGGAAAAUGGACUUUGAAGUUGAUAAUUUUAUGGCACCAUCUGUCCUUAAAGCCUGCGGGCAAGUGUCGUGGACACAACUGGGGAAGGAGAUACAUGGGUUCGUGUUGAAGAAGGGGUUGGAUAGAGAUGUCUUUGUGGGUAAUGCUUUGAUGCUGAUGUAUGGUGAGUGUGCUUGUGUGGAGUAUGCGCGCUUGGUAUUUGAUAAAAUGAUGGAGAGGGAUGUUGUUUCUUGGAGUACAAUGAUCAGAAGCUUGAGCAGGAAUAAAGAGUUUGAUAUGGCGUUGGAACUGAUUAGAGAAAUGAAUUUUAUGCAAGUGAGGCCUAGUGAGGUUGCCAUGGUUAGCAUGGUUAACCUCUUUGCAGACACUGCAAAUAUGAGAAUGGGGAAAGCCAUGCAUGCCUAUGUCAUAAGGAAUAGUAACAAUGAACAUAUGGGAGUUCCUACCACUACUGCUCUAUUGGACAUGUAUGCCAAGUGUGGACAUUUGGGUUUGGCGAGACAGCUCUUUAAUGGCUUAACACAGAAAACCGUUGUUUCUUGGACUGCCAUGAUCGCGGGCUGCAUUCGCAGCAACAGAUUAGAGGAGGGAACAAAACUUUUUAUAAGAAUGCAGGAAGAGAACAUAUUUCCAAAUGAGAUUACAAUGCUGAGUUUGAUCGUAGAAUGUGGAUUCACAGGGGCUCUACAACUAGGCAAGCAGCUACAUGCCUACAUUUUGAGAAACGGGUUCUCAGUGUCUUUGGCUUUGGCCACUGCCCUGGUUGAUAUGUAUGGAAAAUGCAGCGACAUCAGAAAUGCGAGGGCUCUUUUUGAUAGCACGCAGAAUAGAGAUGUCAUGAUUUGGACUGCUAUGCUAUCUGCUUAUGCACAAGCUAAUUGCAUUGAUCAGGCCUUCAAUCUCUUCGAUCAGAUGAGGACUAGCGGAGUGAGACCAACCAAAGUAACCAUCGUUAGCCUCCUUUCACUUUGUGCAGUUGCUGGAGCCCUUGACCUUGGCAAAUGGGUCCACUCUUACAUAGACAAGGAAAGGGUGGAAGUAGAUUGUAUACUAAAUACUGCUUUAGUGGACAUGUAUGCAAAGUGUGGGGACAUAAACGCAGCCGGCAGGCUGUUCAUUGAAGCCAUAAGUCGCGACAUUUGCAUGUGGAAUGCCAUUAUAACUGGGUUUGCGAUGCAUGGCUAUGGUGAGGAAGCUUUGGACAUCUUUGCAGAAAUGGAGAGACAGGGAGUUAAACCUAAUGACAUUACAUUUAUUGGACUACUCCAUGCUUGUAGUCAUGCUGGAUUGGUUACAGAGGGAAAGAAGCUGUUUGAGAAAAUGGUCCACACCUUUGGUUUGGUUCCACAGAUUGAGCACUAUGGGUGCAUGGUGGAUCUCCUCGGUCGAGCAGGACUGCUGGAUGAGGCUCAUGAAAUGAUCAAAAGCAUGCCCAUAAAGCCCAACACCAUUGUGUGGGGUGCUCUUGUUGCUGCUUGCAGGCUUCAUAAAAACCCUCAAUUGGGGGAAUUAGCAGCAACGCAGCUUCUUGAAAUAGAACCUGAAAAUUGUGGUUACAAUGUGCUAAUGUCAAACAUCUAUGCCGCAGCAAACAGAUGGAGUGAUGCUGCAGGGGUCAGAAAAACUAUGAAGACUGUAGGAAUGAAGAAAGAACCAGGCCAUAGCGUGAUAGAAGUAAAUGGCACAGUUCAUGAGUUUUUAAUGGGAGAUCAGUCACACCCACAAAUCAGAAGAAUUAAUGAAAUGCUAGCUGAGAUGAGAAGGAAACUGAAUGAAGCUGGCUACGUGCCCGACACAUCUACCGUGUUGCUAAAUAUAGACGAGGAAGAGAAAGAAACCGCACUUACCUAUCACAGUGAGAAAUUGGCAAUGGCUUUUGGCCUCAUUAGUACAGCACCAAGCACUCCCAUUCGGAUUGUGAAGAAUCUCAGGGUUUGCAAUGACUGUCAUGCUGCAACCAAGCUCCUCUCGAAGAUCUAUGGAAGAGUAAUAAUAGUCAGGGACCGUAAUCGCUUUCACCAUUUCAGAGAAGGUUAUUGUUCUUGUGGUGACUAUUGGUAACAGUCACAAAACCUUUCAGCAAAAGAAAAAUCAUAUAUGCAAGCUGUAUAGAUAAAUAAAGUACUGAGGUUUUAACA
This is a messenger RNA of Vitis vinifera (wine grape), 2555 nucleotides long. RefSeq names its product pentatricopeptide repeat-containing protein At3g62890. The coding region runs from base 73 to 2478 and encodes 801 amino acids. The record is from RefSeq and is a predicted model, not a curated record. Gene Ontology annotation, molecular function: zinc ion binding; protein binding; RNA binding. Gene Ontology annotation, biological process: RNA modification. The transcript has a single exon. NCBI's taxonomy places the organism in Eukaryota, Viridiplantae, Streptophyta, Magnoliopsida, Vitales, Vitaceae.